Paramacrobiotus metropolitanus is the source of this 2039-nucleotide messenger RNA. RefSeq names its product zinc transporter ZIP3-like. Gene Ontology annotation, molecular function: zinc ion transmembrane transporter activity. Gene Ontology annotation, cellular component: plasma membrane. NCBI's taxonomy places the organism in Eukaryota, Metazoa, Tardigrada, Eutardigrada, Parachela, Macrobiotidae. Bases 734 to 1792 code for a protein of 352 amino acids. The transcript is spliced from 4 exons. Gene Ontology annotation, biological process: zinc ion transmembrane transport. The record is from RefSeq and is a predicted model, not a curated record.
UUUCACUUCCAGAUGAGUCCGACCCGUGUACAAUUACGUGUAGUCAUUGGGCAACUCCUGACUUUUCAAGGAGAUCGUAUUCCAGGCUCAUACAUAUUUCAUAACUUCACUAACAGUAGUGUCUUGUGUUGUACCGUAGAAUCUGUAAGCGUGCAAAAGAAUCUUUCAUCCGCGACAAACCACCUUGACAUACGAUAUGCAUGAAUUAUAAAGUCUUGAUAGUAGUUGAUACGAGUACUGAUGAAAGCCAUGCGACGCGUACGGUGCUCACCUUUCUAAAUUGCUCAUCUGCCACCUUGUAGGUUACCCACAUUUGGCUUACGAGGCAACAAUAUUAUUAAUGUUAAGCUACCAGCAAACACGUAGGUAGUAAAUACUGCUCGUAGGAUCGUAGAUAUCCCGAAUGAUCGAAUCCCAGCAUUGCAGCAAAAUGAUUAACUACUAACUGAACUAAAAAGAUCGAUGUAGCGAUUCCAUGUAGUAUAAUGCCGUAUAAGCGACAUCGUUCGGAUAUCGGAUGCAUGAUGAAUACAGUGCGAUCUGUACUAAGCGGUCAAGCUGUUUUUGAUGUUAUGAUGGCGUAGUUGGGCAUCGCCAAAUCCUCGUCGAGCCGUGCAGUUCUAAGACGUACUGGGAGUUCUGAAAUCAUUUACAAAUUACUGCCGAUGUUGCGAACGGUGAAUUAGCGUGAGCGGGAUUAAUCAGUCAGCCACUGCCCGCUACCUUGGAAGAAAUGGAUUUGGCGGCUGCACAAUCCGUCACCAUCCUCUGCAUGUUUGCUGCUUGCUUCACAUCAUGUAUUGUUCCUUCUGUUGUACACAUCCACACCGAACCACAUUCCCGAAAGCGACGGAUUCUUCGGGCUUUGAAACGAUACUGCAAUUGCCUGUCUGGUGGUGUGUUCGCUGGCGCUUUCUUCACCCAGUUCUAUCCACAUGUCGUGAAGGAGUUUACUGAACUCAUCCCUGAUGCACAUUCCAUAUGGCACCAUCCUCUGCAGUUGGGGCCCACGGUGGUUUUCUUGGGAUUCCUGCUUACAGCGCUCUUGGAAAAAAUUGUUGAUAUUAUUUUGCGCCGGCUAAAAAAGCAACAAACGCGAGGCGACGCGGUCAAUCAGCAGGAAAUGAAUGAUGUGUCCGUCGAUGGGCCGUUUGUUCACGACGAUGAUCCCGAAGAUGAGGACAGCGUGGAUACCGAUCCGCUUUCACCAGCCACCCAACUAACCCGACCGGCUUCGAGAAAGGAAGCCGAGGCGCAUAAUCACUCUCGUAGCACUAGCGCCGCAUCCCAUGGGCAUCACCAUCCUCAUCACAUUUCACUGGAAGAAUACCAGGGAGCAACGCGGUUUAUCGUGCUUUUGGCAUCUUUGGGAACCCAUUCGGCGUUUGAAGGAAUGGCGCUGGGCCUAAUCAAAAGCGUCAGUCUUCUUUUUAAAUUGUUUUUCAGCAUCUUAAUCCAUGAAUUCCUCAUGGCUUUGGCGCUGGGGAUCUCCCUGUCGCAGCAGCAGAUGCGUUUGCGCACCCGCCUGGUGUUUUGUCUCAUCUUCUCCAUCACCAUCCCUUUGGGACAAGUGGUGGGAUUGCUAAUCCAACAGACACCGGAGACGCCGGUAGGCACAGCGUGUAAUGUGGUGUUGAAGGCCAUCGCGGCGGGUACAUUUCUCCACGUGAUGUUCAUGGAAAUACUUCCGCAAGAACUGCAUGGUCAUUUCGGAGUUAUUGAAGCCAUGUGGGUAAUUGUUGGAUACUUGUUAAUUCCUUUGACAUCGCUGGCUACGGGGGGAGACCACUGAUGUGAAUAUGGACAUUUGUUAAGUGGUUAGUCAAAAAUUCGGAUGUGAUAUUUUAUGCUUUCUCGGUGUGGUUUUUAUGGCUGUUGUGUGGCAGUUGCAACUUUGCACACUCCCAAAGAAUGUUAUUAGUUAAGUACUGUUGACGAAUUCGGUUACUGUAUCUUUUUUCAAGUUUCGGUAUUUUAUGAUAGUGACAUUUUAAUCUAACAUAACGAUAUUCUUAAACCAAGCCAAUCAGUAUCUAAAA